This is a messenger RNA of Daldinia caldariorum, 879 nucleotides long. RefSeq names its product DASH complex subunit Hsk3 like-domain-containing protein. Lineage: Eukaryota; Fungi; Ascomycota; Sordariomycetes; Xylariales; Hypoxylaceae. Bases 227 to 562 code for a protein of 111 amino acids. The transcript has 3 exons. Gene Ontology annotation, cellular component: DASH complex. Gene Ontology annotation, biological process: attachment of spindle microtubules to kinetochore. The record is from RefSeq and is a predicted model, not a curated record.
GUUCUAAGGGACGUUAACCAAAAGAUAAAGUUGACUUCAAUACAAGUUGAUGUUUACUUAUUUGUCAUCAAAUAUUUACACUAAUAACUAUACCUUUUCUGUGUGCGUGCAUAACAUAAACCUAGCAUUACCUGAUUAAGUUAGGUACUCAAGGUAUUCCGAGUGUACCUAAGUUGGCUUCUACAUAUUUAUCAUUACGGCCCGCCGCUCCCUCCACGCGGCCGAUAUGACAUCCAGAGGCGGAAACAUGGAUCGCACCAUCAUCAUGCAAGGCUCGGGGUCCGGGGCGGCAAGACCCUCGAUGGCGCCGCAGAACUCCAGCUCCGGCCCCGGUAGCGUGGUCAAGACCCGGCAACUGACGCAUCUUCACUCGCAACUCGCUCAACUCUCGGCGAACUUGGCUGAUACGGAAAACCUCUUGCGCAUGACGAGCGUGCAGGCCGAGGCUAUGAGAGGACUGGGGAGUUGGCACGGCGGAUUGUUCAUGGCUGCGAGCAAAGUGCUAGGCGAAGAGUCGGUCAAGGAACAAGCGCAGACGCAACAACGGCCAGGGAGAAGCUAGGGAUAGGAUAAAGCCAUCAUGCUUUAGUUUGGGGAGACAUGCCGUCUAGCGAUGAUGAAAUAUGCGCUUCCUAAAGUUGGGUGCGGCAUGUUGUUUCUACAAGUAACGACUCCUUAGCCCUCAGUCGUACUGAGAGACGAGAACUAGGUACCUAGGGACUAAUAAGUCGAUAUUAUGGGAUUUAGUAGGUUAGGUUCCUCCUAGGAGAUACCAUAUUGGCGCUGAGGACUAUAACUUACACCAACUCCCAAAUGCAUGAUUUCAUUACGAGACGGGUUAAGACGAAUAUAUAUGCAAAAGAUGAGAGAAUUAUAGGU